AUGGUUGUAGUUGAACGUUUUUCGGAGAUCUCAUUUGGUGAACGUUCACCCAAUGAUUGUGAAGAAAUGUGGAAUAAGCUCUUCAAGAAAGCAAGAACUAAUAGAGAGCUGGUUGAAGAAAUAAGAGAAUAUUUGGUUGGGAAAGAGCUAAUGACUAUUGAAAAAAGAGCUUUCGGAACAGUUCCAAGGGUUCUGCAACAACAACAAUUUUAUUUGUGGUCUUGA
Messenger RNA from Gryllus bimaculatus (two-spotted cricket), 225 nucleotides. The record is from the annotation of a GenBank genome assembly. NCBI's taxonomy places the organism in Eukaryota, Metazoa, Arthropoda, Insecta, Orthoptera, Gryllidae.